Parathielavia appendiculata is the source of this 2889-nucleotide messenger RNA. RefSeq lists its product as uncharacterized. Gene Ontology annotation, biological process: rescue of stalled cytosolic ribosome; protein ubiquitination. The coding region runs from base 80 to 2545 and encodes 821 amino acids. The record is from RefSeq and is a predicted model, not a curated record. NCBI's taxonomy places the organism in Eukaryota, Fungi, Ascomycota, Sordariomycetes, Sordariales, Chaetomiaceae. Gene Ontology annotation, molecular function: ubiquitin protein ligase activity; ribosome binding. The transcript has 2 exons.
CGCAAGGCAUAAUCUUUCCUCUUUUUUCUUUUCAGCUGCAAAGUCUCAUAGCUCCGACCCCUACGGACGUCAGCUCGAUAUGGCUUCGACUGAACCAGUCGCCCCAGCGACCGACGGCGGCGCAACACGAGAACACGCGCCCACGGGUCCCCGAGGUGACGGUCACAGAGGCAGAGGCAGAGGACGGGGAGCGCGAGGCCGCGGCAGGGGGAGGGGGCCCCGAGGAGGCGGCCAGCACCAGAUCAGCACACCGAAUGCGCCCGCCGAGCCCGCGGCCGAGGAGCCGAAGCCGCCACGGGCCAGCAAGCCGCCCAGCUUCAAGGUCAAGAACGACACGCAGGAUGAGGUUGCCGACGACGACGUCGAGGUGUGCUUCAUCUGCGCCAACCCUAUCAGCCAUUACUCGGUCUCCUCCUGCAACCACAUCACAUGCCACAUUUGCGCGCUGCGCUUGAGAGCCCUGUACAAGAACAAGGAGUGCCCUCAUUGCAGGACCUCGGCCCCGUAUGUCAUCUUCACCGACGACGGCACCAAGCGCUUCGAAGAAUACACCGACGCCGACAUCACCAGCACCGACGAUAACAUUGGGAUCAAGUAUGCCGGCGAGGAUAUCGUCGGUGACACGGUCCUGCUGCUCCGCUACAACUGCCCGGAUCCCAAAUGCGACUUUGCCGGCCUCGGCUGGCAGGACCUGCACCGCCAUGUUCGCAGCGUCCAUCAUAAGAAGAUGUGCGAUCUCUGCACCAGGAACAAGAAAGUGUUUACGCACGAGCACGACAUGUUUGGCGACAAGGAGUUGACCGAACACAUGCGCCACGGCGACGACAAGCCCGGCGCCGUCGACCAGACGGGGUUCAGGGGACAUCCGCUGUGCGGCUUCUGCGGCGCCCGCUUCUACGACAGCGACAAGCUGUACGAGCACUGCCGCAACAAACACGAGCGGUGCUUCAUCUGCGACCGCCGAGACUCGAGGCAGCCCCAUUACUACCUCGACUACAACUCGCUCGAGGAACAUUUCAAAAAGGACCACUUCUUGUGCCCGGACCGCGAGUGCCUCGAGAAGAAGUUUGUCGUGUUUGAGUCGGAAAUCGACCUCAAGGCCCACCAGCUCAGCGAACAUGGAGGCUCAUUAGCCAAGGGGAGGGAUGCCCGUACGGUGGACUUGUCCAACUUCGACCUGCGACAGAGGUACGAGCAGGAGAGGCGGGGCGGGGGUCCGAGGGAGCAGCGACGACGAGGCCCAGAUCCGAAUGCCGAUGCGCCUCUGCCGGUCAGCUCCGCUCAACCACUGAGGAGGGACGAGCUUGCCUUUCAACGGCAAAUGGCCCUGCAGACAGCAUCGAGCCGCACGGCACCCCCUGGCCCGUCUCGGCCUACACCCAGCAAUGCACUUCCCCCGCAAUCACGCGCCCCGCCAGGCCGGCCCAUAAUUGACGCCAUGGAAAACCUCAGCAUCACCGAUCUCUCCUCCCUCACCCCGGAGCAGCGCGCCAGCCUGACGCGGCACGGCGCCGUCAUCGAGCGCGCCUCCAACCUCCUGGGCAACGACGCCUCCAAGAUGGCCACCUUCCGCUCGCACAUCUCGACCUACAACAAAGGCUCCAUGACCCCGCAGCAGCUCAUCGACGCCUUCUUCGCCCUCUUUUCCGAAACCUCGUCCACCGCGCUCGGCACCCUCGUCCGCGAAGUCGCCGACUUGUUCGAGGACAAGAAGAAGGCCGAGGCCCUGCGCAGGGCCUGGGCCAACUGGCGGGCUAUCAACGAGGACUACCCGUCGCUUCCCGGGUUGGAGGGCAUGCACGGCGCGACCACGUCGACGACGGGCUGGGCCGCCGCCGCCGCCGCCUCGGGCCCGGGCAGCAAUUCCUCACAAGCGGCGGCCGCCGCACACGCUGCGGCACAGCUCCGCCACUCGACCCGCGUGCUCAAGCUCAAGAAUAGUACCCGCCGGGGCAGCGUCGGCGGGCAUUCGGUACUGUCAGUUGCGUCGGGCUCGUCAUCGUCGCUUACUAACACCCCGUCGGCGUCGGGUUCUGCGACUACUACCACGGCGGCGGCCGGCCCGUCUUCUCGACCUGCCGCGUCCGCUUCGGCGUUCCCUGCCCUGCCUUCCUCGCGAUCCUCCCCGGCUCCAUCGCAAUCCCUGACUCAACCAAGCUGGAUUGGCGGGAGAAGUGCAACCUCCACCUCCACUACCACCAAUACCAUAGACUCUACGAAGUCUUCUGGUGGUGGUGGUGGUGCACCAGGCGCGAGGAAGCCAGCUACUUUAUCAAGCGAGGACGCGUUCCCGGCCCUGCCGGCCGCGCCCAAAGUGCAGACGACCAUAUUCGGGUAUGGGGGCGGGCGACCCGUAAGGAGGGAUCUGGGUACCGGCCAUAGGGACACGGGGUUCAGUUGGGGUGGUGGUGGAGGCGGCAGCGGCGGUGGUUCUUCGUCGCAGGCUGGUGGGAGUGUUGCACAGGGCGGCCAGGGGCAAGAGGGAGCGGAUGGGCAGACGGGGAAGAAGAAGAGCAAGAAGCAGGUUUUGGUGCAUUGGGGGUAGCUGAAUAAAUUUCCUUAUUAACCCAAGAGAAGGGGAUUGAUUGGGUUCGCAGGGAAAUGGGAAGGGAUAGAGAAGGGUAGGGAUGAGCUCGAAAAAGAGUACGGUAGUAUCCGAGUCUUGGAAUAGGUGUACAGCGCGCGAUGCGGAUUGCGGAAGUGGUCUGUAGGAUGGCAGUUCGCAUACUGUGAUGCAGAGAGCAGCUGACUCGGUGUUGUAGGCAAGGAAGCGAAUAAGCCAUCGCAAGCUAAGUAGUAGCGGCAACACAAGCACUUACUUGUAUUCAUAGAACCAGGAACUCGCUCCCUUGCUCGGUCGAGGUCACAGAAAUACAUCCUCAUAUUCAG